Messenger RNA from Rhinolophus ferrumequinum (greater horseshoe bat), 1001 nucleotides. RefSeq names its product M-phase specific PLK1 interacting protein (gene MPLKIP). The transcript is spliced from 2 exons. Gene Ontology annotation, cellular component: nucleus; centrosome; midbody. The record is from RefSeq and is a predicted model, not a curated record. NCBI's taxonomy places the organism in Eukaryota, Metazoa, Chordata, Mammalia, Chiroptera, Rhinolophidae. Bases 135 to 674 code for a protein of 179 amino acids.
AGUCCGGAACCAAUGUGUUGUACGGUACUAGCAGGCGGAGGACUGUUUUGUUAAAGGACCACCAAUGCUCUGUGAAGGGUUGAGCGGGACAGUUCCGGGGAGAGAACGCGGCAGUGAGGUCUUCGUCUCCUGAUAUGCACCGACAGAAUUUUCGACCCCCUACCCCUCCUUACCCCGGCCCGGGUGUAGGAGGUUGGGGUAGCGGGAGCAGCUUCCGGGGUACCCCUGGCGGAGGCGGACCACGGCCGCCCUCCCCUCGGGACGGGUACGGGAGCCAGCACCACACGUCGCCUUACGGGCCCCGGUCUAGACCCUACGGGAGCAGCCACUCUCCGCGACACGGCGGCAGCUUCCCGGGGGGCCGGUUCGGGUCUCCGUCCCCUGGCGGCUACCCUGGCUCCUACUCCAGGUCUCCCGCGGGGUCCCAGCAGCAAUUCGGCUACUCCCCAGGGCAGCAGCUGACCCACCCCCAGGGUUCUCCAAGGACAUCUACACCUUUUGGAUCAGGGCGUGGUAGAGAAAAAAGAAUAUCUAAUGAGUUGGAAAGUUAUUUCAAGCCUUCAAUGCUUGAAGACCCUUGGGCUGGCCUAGAACCAAUAUCUGUAGUGGAUAUAAGCCAACGAUACAGCAAUACUCAAACAUUCACAGGCAAAAAAGGAAGAUACUUUUGUUAACAUUUCUGAAAUUCAACUGGAACCCUCAUGUGUCAGGAACAUCUUGGACAAAACUUUUACUUGUGUAAUUAAGUUGAACCCUAACAUGGUGAUUUUGAUUGAAUAAUUAGUUAGGGCUUCUUGGUAUUUUUCAUCUUGUCAAAUAUUGUUGGUGUUAGAGAAGACAUAUGGUAGAAUAAAUUGCAAUAUUUAGCUCUUUUGGAAGUGCCUACCACAAAUUAGAAGAUUUAUAGUUUCCAAAUAGUUAACAUUCUUGGUAAUAUAAUGGACAUUUGUCUUUUAAUGUUUUUCCAGUGUUUUAAAAUAAAACAUUUUGUUUUCUAGCUA